Messenger RNA from Eruca vesicaria subsp. sativa (arugula), 681 nucleotides. Lineage: Eukaryota; Viridiplantae; Streptophyta; Magnoliopsida; Brassicales; Brassicaceae. The record is from the annotation of a GenBank genome assembly.
AUGUCACUGAGAAUGUGGGCUUCUUCUACAGCAAAUGCUCUCAAGCUUUCUUCUUCUGUCUCCAAGUCUCAGCUCUCUCCAGCUUUCUCCAUCUCCAGAUGCUUCUCCUCAGUGUUGGAUGGAUUGAAGUAUGCAAAUUCACAUGAGUGGGUUAAGCAUGAAGGCUCUGUUGCCACUAUUGGCAUCACUGACCAUGCUCAGGACCAUUUAGGUGAAGUUGUGUUUGUGGAACUACCAGAGGAAAAUGGUUCAGUGAGCAAAGAGAAAAGCUUUGGAGCAGUGGAGAGUGUGAAGGCGACAAGUGAGAUCUUAUCACCAAUCUCAGGUGAAGUCAUUGAAGUUAACAAGAAGCUAACAGAAGCACCAGGCUUGAUCAACUCAAGCCCUUAUGAAGAUGGAUGGAUGAUCAAAGUGAAGCCAAGCAACCCCUCAGAGUUAGAAUCUUUGAUGGGUUCAAAGGAAUACACCAAGUUCUGUGAGGAAGAAGAUGCUGCUCACUAGGAGGGUUUUUAUCUACUUCUUUUUUUUUUUUUUUUUGACAACGUAUCUACUUCAAUGUUCCAGAUAUUAAAAAAAAAAUCUUUUUAAAGUAUAUCAGUAUUUAUAUUUUCAUAAUCAACACACUGAUGAAUCUAUGGUUCGUUGGAAUUUUUAUAUCACAAAACAUAUUUUGUACACCAG